Messenger RNA from Mya arenaria, 2430 nucleotides. RefSeq lists its product as uncharacterized. Gene Ontology annotation, biological process: cell-cell adhesion. Bases 182 to 697 code for a protein of 171 amino acids. The record is from RefSeq and is a predicted model, not a curated record. The transcript has 4 exons. NCBI's taxonomy places the organism in Eukaryota, Metazoa, Mollusca, Bivalvia, Myida, Myidae. Gene Ontology annotation, cellular component: cell-cell junction; membrane.
UGGCGGCAUUUAUUGUCGUAUCAGAUGCUAUUUUUAGUAACAUAUCUUAUUUACACCUGAGAUAGGAAAUGAAAAAUAAAUGUGUGUAUUUUAACUAAUUUGAAAAGGAAAACAGGAUUUAACCUUUCCCACACUUUACCCAGCAACACCCUACUAAGUCUACUGACAACCAGCUGACAUCAUGAACUGGCUACUCAUCAUCUCCUUCCUGCUAACGCUGGGCUCAGCAGUUCUGAACGCGCUAGCUGUCUGUCUGCCCUACUGGCUGUACAUGGAGCGCCCAAGUAUGGCGUACCAGGGUCUUUGGCAGAAGUGUAUGCCUAACCUCUACAGCGGCAGUGGCACUGACCUCAAGUGUGAAAUCAUUCUGCUUCCACCAGAGUUCUUGGAUGCUACACGUGUCAUGAUGCUGCUUGGUUUGUGCUUCUACGUGUUCUCUACAAUCUGCUCCUUCUUGUUCACGUGCACACGACGUGAUAGCGCCUCCCUUCUUACAGCAGCCACCAUCCUCGUAUUUAUAGGAGCUCUCUUGACCAUGGUUGGAGUCGUGACGUAUGGUGCAAUGUACCCACGUCUGCUCCACGCAAAGGGCCUCAGUCUUCAUGCAGCCUUUGGAAUUGGUGUCUGCAGCUGUAUUUCAGGCUUUGUCAACGUUUUGUUCUACUGUAUGGUCCGAGCAAAGGGCGAUAUGGACUAACUUGUGGGUGGGGCAGGCUUUUUAAAACCCACUCUGGAAUUCUUUGGGGAAGGAUUUGAACUUUUUUAUACAGCCCAUACCUCAGCUUUCAGAACAAAUACAUCCGAUUCCAGAUGAACUAAAGAACAAAAUUACAAACCGCCAUAACUUUGUACUUUAUAUUUUUCCCAUUCAUUUACACAACAUGAAAGUCAUCAGUUAGCCAGAACAGUUUCAAAUUAUAUGAAAUUAUAUGUGGUUACCAGUCAGUAUACGAUCAUCCGGCGCGUAGCUGACUGUACGCAAAUACGCAGUUGCGUAUUGAAAUUUUGACGAUCAAAUUUUUUGUCAUACCAAAACCCCCAAAUUUGAAAUAAAAAAACGAAGGGGAUAGGGGGUGAAGGGGUUGAUAUGCUGUCCGUCAUCAAUCUGUGCAAUUUAAAAUUGUCACUAGCUACGUGCCUGAUUAUGUAUCAUGUGGACAAAACAUAAGGUCAUACUCGGGUUUCAUACUCCAUUUGAGAAUUAUAAUCAGUGUGGGCUCGACAUUUUAAUAUGAAAUUUGAUAUAUUUGAUUUUCAUAACAGUUAUGCAUUGUAUGUAGUUGAUAUGAUUGUUUUCAAGCAUUGGGAAUUGAUCCCUUCUGUAGAAUAAGUAAAGCCACUUAUGGAAUAAUGCACUAAUGUUAACAAGUUGACACAUAGUUUUUAAUGCUAAUUUUAUUUUAUUUUUUCUCUUAUCAAUGUGUUGUUUUUUCAGCUUAAAAAUAAUAAUGUCAUUUUCGUUAUUCAUGUUCUCAGUUAAAAAAUGCUCUAAAUUUAGACGAGCGAUCAAAUAUUAUCUUGCAGUUUUUGUUUGAAAUCACUGUUUUCAUUUGGAAGCAGAAAAACUAGUGCUAUUAUUACAUAAUGACCUCAAGCAACGCACUACUUGUGUCAUAGGGAACUAUCAGACAUUUGUAUAUACUAUAUAUUCAAUCAUUUAUUUUUAUUCAUUUUGUACAAAUUCAUUAAAUCCAUGUGCACUAUUUACUGUGUAUUAAAUUGUCAUAACUCAUUAGUCUUUGACAUUGACUUUGUACUAGUUUUCGGAAUCAAUGAAUUACUUCUAUUGAUUUGUUCAAGCCCGUCUGGUAAUCAAAGAAAAAAGCUAUUUUAAUAGCAGUAUUGUCACCACUGAGCAAAUUACAAAUUGUAUUUACAUGUACAUGAAACUUAAUGCUCAUUUUAAAAUCUAAGAUGAAACUUGGUGCAAAUGUUCACAAUCUAAAUUGAAACCUGGUGCACAUGUUUUUAGUCUAAGAUGGAACUUUGUGCACAUGUUCACAGUCUUAAAUGAAACCUGGUGCACAUGUUUUGAAUCUAAGAUGUAACUUGGUGCUCAUGUUCACAAUUUCUAUACAAAUAUGUGUACUGAAAGUCCAUCCCCUCUGGCUAUAAAACACAUGUACUUGUUUUAGUUAGAUCUGUGGUGAACUAACCAGGAUAAAUGGGGAGCGCUGUGGUGUUCUUUUUUUACAAUUUCAUUGACUUUCGAAGCAUUAUAAGUACUGCUGAUUGUGUGAACCUUUUUUAAAUGAACACAAAAGAUUAACAUAUUUAAAAUAUAUCUCUGGUCCAAAGAGAACAUUCCAAAAAUGUUGCAAGUCAAAUUCUUCUGAAUAGCAUUACCCGUAAGGUUUUACAUAAUACUGUAUUGUAUAUUACUAUUUUAUAUUUUGUAAGAAAGAUGUAUUAAUAAAUAGUUUAAAACUC